UAAAUAUAUGAAUAUAUACUCACGCACUUACCUAUGUGGACCAAUGUGAAUAGUGCUUUACAAUGUCUCAAAGAAGUAUUGUACUAUUUUAGUUUAAUGAAUUCUAUUUUGUAAUUGAUAACUGAAUAUAUUAUUAAAUAUGCAUUCACACGUAAUCCCAAAUAAGAGUGAAGAUGAGAUGACCGUUGAAGAAAAAUGGAGGGUACAACAUAUAAAAAUGCACGAACAACAUCAAGGGCACGAAGCAAUGCAUACACAAAUGCUAAUCAUUUUAUUAGUAACGUUAUUAGUAGCACAGAUUGUUUUAGUUCAAUGGAAAAAAAGUCAUUAUAGAUCAUAUCAGCUUAUUAGUUUAAUUGCUAUGUGGAUUAUUCCAUUUGGAUUAAGUUUAAGAAAUCAUUGGUGGAGGUUUAUAUUUCUUUGGUUGGUAUCUUCUUGUAUAACAGGACUAGUUGUAAGAAAGGCUGUUCAGAAGCCUAUUGCGGGUACAACACCAAGACUGGUGUACAAAUGGUUUCUUUUUAUUUAUAAGCUCAGCUAUAUAUUAGGUAUAAUAAGUUAUAUUAUAGUGCUAGCUACGUUUUUUGGUUUAAAUAUAGUAUUUGAAGUAAAGCCACAGGAAUGGAUGGAUUGUGGCAUACUUUUGUUAUUUUAUGGAUUGUACUUUGGAGUAUUAGGAAGAGAUGUUGCUGAAAUCUGUGCAGAUAAAAUGGCUUCACAUAUUGGGUAUUAUGUGCCAGGCCAAAUGCCUACAAGGACAUUAGAACCAAAUGUGUGUGCUGUGUGUGGAAAUAAACUUUUAGUGUCUGAAAAUGAACCUGGUGUUAUAGAAAAUACAUAUAAACUCAGUUGUGAGCAUGUCUUUCACGAGUUCUGUAUCAGAGGAUGGUGCAUUGUUGGAAAAAAACAGACAUGUCCAUAUUGUAAAGAAAAGGUUGACCUUAAAAAAAUGUUCCGCAAUCCAUGGGAACGUCCUCACGUUUUAUAUGGCGAGUUACUGGAUUGGAUUAGGUGGUUGGUUGCUUGGCAGCCAUUAAUUUUAUUUCUUGUUCAAGGUAUCAAUUGGGGCCUAGGCCUUGAGUAAGUAGAGUUCUAUUAGGAUAAAUUCAAUUACACCUAGAACAUUGUUGUUUUUCUGUAAUACAAAUGACAUAUGUAAACGACUGUAUGUUUAUAUUUUUGUACAUAUGGUUGCUAUUAUAUGUAUUAUUUAUAACAACGAACUGUGUUACAAGCGUAUAAUUUUCAGUCCAAGUUAUGAUUACAAUUUUGAUUAAAGCUGCGACAAAUCGCACUUUAUAUGAUUUGAAUGUUUCCUAUCAGGAAUAAUGUAAAGAUUAUGAAAUACUAUUCACUGUAUACUUCGAUAGAUUUUGAUAGACUACCUAAUGUUUAAUAAUGAUUCUUCCAAAGAAUGCAUUUUUUUAUUGUUUAUAUGAAAAUUUUCAUGUGCAAGCAAUUAUGUAACAAUGAAUGUAAUUUUAAUUUAAAUCUUCAUUUUGAAAGUCAUUUAUAAAUAUAGACUAUUAAUGUUGGUUAUCCGAAGGAAUUAAAAUUGAAAAUUCAAGUAUAAAUAUAUGAUAAGUGAAAUUUCAAGAUAAUAAAAAAGGAAAAUAUUUAAUAUGAAAUUAAAUUAACUCGUCAAUUUGUAUUUUGAUAUUUAAAAAAGGAGUUAAACCUUAGAAACAGUUUGAUUCGGAUAAUCAGUAUUAAAAUAUUUCAAUGCCUGUAUAUAGAAAUAUUUUGACUUGGUGUAAUUCAUGUACCAUUUCUUCUAUCAUUCCACUUCGUUACAGAACUAGUCACGUUAGAUUCGCAUUUUGAUUAAUUAAAUGACAAUUUUACAUUGUGUACUUGUUAAUAAUCAUAAUUAAAGAUACAUGCACUAAUUGUGUUUCUUUUAUUUAAAUUGCAAGCACACGAAAUUGUUAAUUAAAUAAGAAGAAAGUAUAAUGAACUGCAAGAAUUGAUUUCGAUCAGUAUGUCCGGAAAAACUUUAUUGUUUUAACUAUAAAGAGAGACAUAUUUUAUUUACAAGUUAAAGUAUCUCCUUCCAUAGAAAGUUUCAAAUAUAGUAUUUUUCGAUUUUAAAGGGACAGAUAGUUAGCAAUAAAAUUAUAAUAUUUCUACUUAUAAGUAUUACCCUGUGUAUUUGCUAAUUGUGAUUAGAUACUAUAAAUAGUUCACUUCUAGAAGUGUAACAUUUCUAAAACUAUUUUUGUACAGUAGACCAACCAAAAAAAUCAUGGAGAUCAUUGGAAUACCAUAUUUUUUAAUUUUGGCAUGUAUGUAUUAUGCUAUGAAAAUUGAUACAUUAAACAUUUUGGAGAAUUCGUCUUUUGCAAGCGACCUAUGGAAGAAUUUGUAAACCCAAUUUGCUUCUUUGAUAGUAAACUAAUAAACAAAAACAAUGCGCAUAAUAUUGUCAAUUGAACAAUAUUAAAAUACUUAUAAACACAUGUGUUCAAAUAUUGUGCUAUUUUAAAAUAAAAAUGUAUACAUCAUAUGUAAAUCUUGUACAAAUGAAAUUUGAAAAUUCAAUUGUGUAGGUUUUCCAAACUAUUCAGAAUAUUCAGAAUUAAACGCGCCUUUUCCUGUCAUUUAUUUUUGAAUCAAAAUAAGAAGUUAAUUACCCUUGUAUAUGCCUUGAAUUAAAUCCAUUGAAUUUCAAUGUUUGAAAAAAGAAAAUCUUCUUUAAUAUAUAGGUACUAUACAGUGACUACAAAUAUUUGUACAAUCCAAGAAAAAUUGUCAGUAUUUUAAAGUGUUAUAAUUUUGUAAAAAGAAUCGUAAAUAAUCCACAUUUUAAAAUGAAAAGCUUCUACUUCUACUAUGUUGAGUUUGUCUUGUUUAAAGAUGUUUUUUUUAUUAUAUAAGAAAUACAAAAGUGAGAAUAUUUUUUGUCUUUUAAAUUAUAAAAACUCAAAAGCAUCCGUAAACGCUGAAUAAUUUUUUACAUGACCAAAUCCACCAUACUCUUGAAAAUUGAAAUCUCUUCUUUACAAUAAUAUUUUAAAUUUUACAUGAUUUUUUUCGUCAAGUUACUAAACUUUGAAUAUAUUUGAAAAUGUUAAAGGCUCAAAGAAAUUUUAGAAUUUCUUAAAUUUUCGUCAAUUCUAAUAUUCAUUGUUUAAUAAUGUAACGGAAAAAAUCACAAAUAAGUUUAAGGCUUUAAAAUGAGUCCAAGUAAAUCGUUGUACAUUUUUCAUUAACAAAGUUACAACAGUUUAAAAUACUGACAAUUUUUCUUGGGGUGUAUGAAUACUUUUUACAACCACUGUACACGUAUUUCAGAUGUUUGUAAAUUUUAUUUUUAUAUAAAUAAUAUAAAAUCAAUUGUUAGGUAUUAUUAACAAUUGCAUUUCAAAGUUACAGACACUUGUAAGGAAAUAUGUUCUAAGAAAUUCAUUUUUAUUUUUUCUUGUAUGUAUAUUGAAUUUCUUUUAAAUUUUAAGUUUAAUUAUAUAGUAAUAUAUAUAAUAAUCAAAACAAACUUAUUAUUACAAGAUCUAGUAUUAGUUUUUCUACACAAACAUGAAAUAAAGUAAUGAUAUGAUGCUUA
This is a messenger RNA of Nomia melanderi (Alkali bee), 3562 nucleotides long. RefSeq names its product E3 ubiquitin ligase Rnf121. The record is from RefSeq and is a predicted model, not a curated record. Gene Ontology annotation, cellular component: endoplasmic reticulum membrane; Golgi membrane. Gene Ontology annotation, molecular function: metal ion binding; ubiquitin protein ligase activity. Lineage: Eukaryota; Metazoa; Arthropoda; Insecta; Hymenoptera; Halictidae. Gene Ontology annotation, biological process: ERAD pathway.